This is a messenger RNA of Prosopis cineraria, 1078 nucleotides long. RefSeq names its product phosphoglycerate mutase-like protein 4. NCBI's taxonomy places the organism in Eukaryota, Viridiplantae, Streptophyta, Magnoliopsida, Fabales, Fabaceae. Gene Ontology annotation, cellular component: cytosol; cytoplasm. Gene Ontology annotation, molecular function: phosphatase activity. Bases 136 to 816 code for a protein of 226 amino acids. The transcript has 7 exons. The record is from RefSeq and is a predicted model, not a curated record.
CAGGUCAGGAACGCAACGCUUGUAUUAUAAGCUGUUUGAUUCCUUCUUGUUCACCAGUUACAUGGUUAAAUCAUUUGGCGCCCUAAGUUAACCACUCUGACUCUCACGCCCCCUCUCUCCCUCGAGGAUUCUGCCAUGGCAGAUCCCAUCCCUAGCUUUGACCAUCCGGAUUAUGCUGAGAUCGUUGUAAUACGUCAUGGUGAAACAGCAUGGAACGCUGAUGGUAGAAUACAGGGACAUCUGGAUGUUGAGUUAAAUGAAGUUGGAAGAGACCAAGCAGCCGCAGUGGCUGAAAGACUAUCUAGUGAACCAAAGUUCUCUUUCGUAUAUUCAUCUGACUUGCAACGAGCUUAUGAGACAGCGCAGAUAAUUGCAACCAAAUGUGGAGGGCUAGAGGUCGUCAAGGACCCUGACCUAAGGGAAAGACACCUAGGGGAUCUUCAAGGCCUUUACCGUCGUGAAGCAUCAAAGACUAAUCCCACAGCUUACAGGGCUAUGGAUCGAGGUGAAGAAAUACCAGGUGGCGGAGAAAGUCUUGAUCAGCUUUCCAAACGCUGCACAUCUGCAUUGCAGAGAAUAGGCAUGAAGCAUUUAGGGAAGCGGGUUGCAGUUGUUACUCAUGGAGGUGUCAUCAGAUCACUAUACAAGCGGGCCAAUAACAAAAACAGGCGAUGUGGGAUGAUACUCAACACGUCUGUCAAUGUGUUUCACUUGCAUGAAGACAAGUGGGUUAUAAAAACUUGGGGUGAUGUUAGCCAUCUGAACCAAACAGGAUUUCUGCAGUCGGGUUUUGGGGGUGACAGAACUUCUGGUUAGGCUGUAUCGCUUGACUUGUUCAUUGAAGCAAUAGUGAUACGAGGUUUUCAAAAUGAUGAUGCUAAAAAUAAUUUUUUCAGUGCCUUCUGGCUGAUAUUUUUUCAAUUACACUGUUAUGAACUUCAAUGAUGCUAAAGAUAAUUUUGCCUCGCCCUUGUCAAGUUACCAGUUAUCCUAUUCUGGCUAUCAUGCAUAGUGUUGUCCCAACUCCCAAAUGUAAUAUGCCUGCUGGCGUUCAUCAAUGUAUGAUGAGUGUUUUUUA